GUUGUUGUCUAUCAUGCCCUUCAGCCGGAGCUGAGGUAGCGGAAACGUUUGACGGAGCGAACAAAUCAACGCGCAUCGGCGCACCGAGCGAAAGAUGGCCUCCGAUGGGCAGUCUGGUCCCUCCUCGUACCGGCAGCCCACAGUAUGUAUGGCGACGGCGCUCAGAGAAACUUGCUCAGCUUCAUCCAUCAACCAUCCAUCGAGCGCUCUGCCAAUUGUCGGCGUCACAUCGGGCCACUCGAACCUGGCUGUAGCUACUCAGUCCAGCAACCUGCGAUUUCCUUUCUCAAACCGAGCCAUAUCUUUGACCGAACCACCAAAAAAUGGCACCCCCCAAAGGAUCCAGUAGGAACUCCAGCUGGUUUAAGGCAGGUGCUGGAGGUAGUAAUGAGCCGCCCCCAAAUGCUACCUCUUUAGCGGACCACCUGUCAUAUUCGAUGAUCGCCAAACCCUUUAAAGAUGACAAGAUUAAGAAAGGUCCCCGGAGAAACAAACCUCUCAAACAAAUCCUGGCUGCCGAACGACUAAGAGCCAAACACGUCUCCGAUGUGUUGCUGAAAAAUAAUCCAACGCCCGAUGAAGACGUGGAAAUGACUGCUGCUCCCGAUGAGCAACAACCCAACUCCAACGACCAGCAACAACAAUCUCAAUCACAACCUGCCGUCAACAAAAAGGCAAGAAGGGAGAUCUUGGGACCGGUCAAUCCUGAUGUGAAUUAUAACACUUAUAUGAUUAUCGAAGCCCCUCCAUCGGUUAUACCUCCCAAGAAAUACUGCGAUAUAACUGGAUUAGAGGCACCCUACAUCGAUCCCAAGUCUCGGUUGCGGUAUCAUAAUGCAGAAGUCUAUGAACUAAUCAGAACUUUUGGACCCGGAUUAGAUCAAAGCUAUCUCUCUCUGCGUGGUGCCCAUAUCACGCUUCGAUGAUGAUCUCACCUCUUUAAGCUCGUUGGGCCAACCUUGGCUUCGCCGAGUGAGCUUUCCGGCUGCCACAUAUCACCAGCCUAACGCUGACUAGGCUGGGCAACACAAUUUUUCCAUUGUAUCCGAUGUAAGGGGGUGUGCCACAUCAAUCAUGUCCUGGCUGUUGUACAUCAUCGCGUGCUUCUCAAAUUGUAAUUUUUCUUAUUUUCUUUUCUCAAUUCAGAUGCAAGCAAAAAACAAAUUGCUUUUUGCUGAUCUGUCAACAGCAGAGUCAUUGAUGCCCCUGGCAAGAUCCUAUCACUGUUUAUUAACCUUCGAUUUGGAUUUCUGCCCAAAAAAAAUGACUGGGA
Messenger RNA from Puccinia graminis f. sp. tritici CRL 75-36-700-3, 1273 nucleotides. RefSeq lists its product as uncharacterized. The record is from RefSeq and is a predicted model, not a curated record. The transcript has 6 exons. Gene Ontology annotation, biological process: chromatin remodeling. Lineage: Eukaryota; Fungi; Basidiomycota; Pucciniomycetes; Pucciniales; Pucciniaceae. Bases 324 to 926 code for a protein of 200 amino acids. Gene Ontology annotation, cellular component: Ino80 complex.